CCCCGUCACACUUCCGCUCCCUACGGUUGAAUGAAGUCUCGCGAGACCUCUUUCUCUUCCCCGUGCUCGCCGCCGAGAUGCCUUCUAGACUGAGGAAGACCCGGAAGCUUCGAGGACAUGUCAGCCAUGGCCACGGCCGCGUGGGUAAACACAGGAAACAUCCUGGAGGCCGUGGUAAUGCUGGGGGCAUGCACCAUCACAGAAUUAACUUUGACAAAUAUCAUCCUGGUUAUUUUGGGAAGGUUGGUAUGAGACAUUACCACUUGAAAAAGAAUCAAUAUUUCUGUCCUUCUGUCAACUUGGAUAAAUUGUGGACACUUGUUAGUGAGCAGACAAGACUCAACUAUGCAAAAAACCAGGCUGGAUUAGCUCCUGUCAUUGAUGUUGUACGCUCAGGUUAUUACAAAGUCUUGGGAAAGGGAAAGCUGCCAAAACAGCCUGUUAUUGUGAAAGCAAAAUUCUUCAGCAGAAAAGCAGAAGAGAAGAUCAAAGAAGUUGGUGGUACAUGUGUGCUGGUGGCAUAAAGCAUCUUUGCAAAUUUAUUCAGUAUUUUGAAUAAAGACACUAUAUAUAAAAAA
Messenger RNA from Alligator mississippiensis (American alligator), 578 nucleotides. RefSeq names its product large ribosomal subunit protein uL15. The coding region runs from base 78 to 524 and encodes 148 amino acids. Gene Ontology annotation, cellular component: ribosome; cytosolic large ribosomal subunit. The transcript is spliced from 5 exons. Gene Ontology annotation, molecular function: structural constituent of ribosome. Lineage: Eukaryota; Metazoa; Chordata; Crocodylia; Alligatoridae. Gene Ontology annotation, biological process: translation. The record is from RefSeq and is a predicted model, not a curated record.